AUUUUAAACGACAAUCCUCUGCUCCGCAGGGGCAGUUUCUCUUUUGACGUAUUUAUCUCGUUCUUCAAAUUCGAUUCGCUCAUCGCACGUCAUCAAGUAGAGUGCGCCAGUAGUGAAUCUUCGACAUGUGCAAGUAAAUGUUGAGAAAAGCGUCCGCUGCUCUUGAUUCAGCCCUUCUUUUUUUUAAUCGACACUUUGGUACUUCAAUUGAAACCGUUUGACUAUCCACGGUACCUGAUUACCCUCUUCCAGGUAAUAAUUGACAGAUCUGACCUUGAUACGUGAGGGAGGGGCCAGAGGCUCGACUCGGACGAAUAAAAGUAUCAGCAAUGUCAAUCGGGUCCCAGAUCAAGCCCACUGGGAAUGCAAAGUGAGGGAAAAAAGAUAUGCAGAAAACGAGUUGCAGACACUGAUAUAACUGAUCGAAGAAUCUGAUUAAAGGACGAAAAAAAGACAAUAAAUAUUCGUGUCGGAAGAAUACUAGAAACUGAUCGAGUCGACUGACUUCCGUUGCUGCACAUGCGCAGAGGCCUUGGACGAUCGACCAUUCGCCAAUCGUUAAAACGAGUCUACGUAGCUCGUUAGAAUCAAAAGGCACGAUGUUCAGCACGGUUCUUCAGAAGUUAAAAUUCCUUUACAAGCCUUAUGCGCUUGGUAUUGUAUCCCUUGGAUACGUGCUUGGCGAGUUGGGCCAUUAUAUGAUUGGUGUCACCAGCAAAGCUACUGCAGAGGAUUUACAUUACGGUGACAUAGCAUGUCAAUUGAAUUCUACUGACUAUUCACUUGCCGAUCUUCCAGUUCAAUGUGAAGCUGCCAACAAUUCGGAUUACUGCCUGACUUUAAACCUGAACGGGACGUAUUACUGCGAAUGGAAUUACAAUGGACUCGGUUUGGACUAUCAAAUAUUGGCUGGACCCAGUUUCAUCGCCGUUUUCACUAUUGUCGGUGUCAUCCUGGGGAUUGCCGCUGACAGAUACAACAGAGUGAAGCUACUGGCGAUAUGUACUGUGGUUUUCAGUGUAGCCAUUAUUUUGAUGGGAGCUGUCAAAGAAUAUUGGCAGCUCGUUCUUCUCCGAAUGGUUCUUGCCGCAGGGGAAGCAGGGUGCAAUCCUUUGGCAACUGGACUACUGUCAGAUUGGUUUCCAGAAGAACAGCGUGGCCUCGUGAUGUCCAUAUUCAAUUGGGGUAUCUACGGCGGUUAUGGAAUAGCAUUUCCAAUUGGUCGAUACGUACCUGACAUGAAUGCAUGGGGACUCGGAUGGAGAGUCUGCUACUACGGUACUGGCAUUGUUGGUCUGAUCUUAGCUAUUCUGACUGGAUUCACUUUGAACGAACCUGCCCGCAAGAGCAUUGGCGAGGACUCUGAGAAUGAUGGGAAGAAAGUGUCCAUAUGGAAAGUCAUUUUUCAACCGAGAAUUGUUCUCCUGUGUUUGGCUGCGAGUAUCAGGCACUGUGGUGGUAUGUGCUUCGCGUACAACUGCGACCUCUACUACAGGGACUACUUCCCGGACUACGAUCUUGGCUGGUGGCUCUUUGCUGUUACGAUUGUUGUCGGCAGCAUUGGCGUGGUGGUUGGUGGAGUAGUCAGUGACAAAUUUGUCGCAAAAAUGGGCAUCAGAUCUCGUGUGGCUGUCCUGGCCAUAAGUCAAUUAAUAGCCACACCCUUUGCCUUUGGAUCUGUUUACUUUGGACCCCUCUGGGCUAUCAUUACUCUUGGAGUGUCAUACUUUUUUGCUGAGAUGUGGUUCGGUAUCGUUUUUGCCAUUCUUGUCGAGAUCGUACCCCUUAACAUGCGAUCUACGAUAGUCGGUGUCUUCCUCUUCGUAAUGAAUAACAUUGGUGGAAAUCUACCUAUCCUGGUCGAACCAACAAGGAAGGUUAUCGGUUUCCGGGAAUCCUUGUAUAUCUACUACGCUGGAUUUUACGGCAUCAGCUCCGUCAUGUUUCUCUUCACCAUGUUCCUCAUGGGAGGACCUGUGAAAAAUGAUAAAUCAAAUGGCGAAGCUGGACACGAUAACAGUACCUUUACCAAUGACGAUGGACGUCUUUCGACCCUUGAACUUCCACGACUUCCGGCGAGGCCUCAGACCCAGGAGAACUCCAGAUUAUAAUUCGCUCUAGAUUUAAGAAAUACGUAUGAUCAUUCGUCUGUGGAUUAUUGAUCGUCUUUGUAAAUAUGUAUGUAAGAUCUUAGAUACUAAGUAAAUGAUAGGUUAGAAUCAAGGGUACCUUGAUACGUUUUAUGCACUGCUGGUACCAUGAACUCGAGAAUUCUUUAUACUGUCUGUAAAAGUGAAAUUAGUUUAAAAAAUCUAUACACCGAUUGCAACUAAUGAUGUUGGUAUGGUGUCUCAGUUUUUGUCUCCAAUUCCACUUUUCUUGGAUAUUGACAUUCACGGUAUAUUAUGUGUACAAAGAAUCUGGAAAAAAAUAUGGAUAUAUAAUGUUGACACGAAUUACUUUUAUUAUUUACAAUAUGUUGACACGAUGAAAAUUCAAUAUUAGUACAAGUAAUGAACCACUGAGAGUUUAGGAUGGUAUCUUAUACCAUCCUGAUGGUUCACUUAUAAAUAAGAUUGAGUGAGUCGUGCUAGUGAAAAGAAUUGUACAAGAAUUGUCAGAAUUAUUGGAAAAUCUUAGAACACAGUAAUGGCUGACUGCCACACAAUGUUUGUCAAGAAUCUCACUGCAGUUUUUAUGUCAAAUAAAAUAAGAAAGUUUGUCGAAUUUUC
Molecule: messenger RNA, 2732 nt
Organism: Cephus cinctus (wheat stem sawfly)
Lineage: Eukaryota; Metazoa; Arthropoda; Insecta; Hymenoptera; Cephidae
Product: D-galactonate transporter
Exons: 12
Coding region: 600-2111 (503 amino acids)
Biological process (GO): transmembrane transport
Cellular component (GO): membrane
Molecular function (GO): transmembrane transporter activity
Source: RefSeq, a predicted model, not a curated record